Adineta steineri is the source of this 1770-nucleotide messenger RNA. The record is from the annotation of a GenBank genome assembly. NCBI's taxonomy places the organism in Eukaryota, Metazoa, Rotifera, Eurotatoria, Adinetida, Adinetidae.
AUGGCAAGUAAAGCUAGUUUAGAAUCGUUGGCUAACGAAUUGUUACUUGAUUUAUUUGAGUUUCUGAGCACUGUUCAUGUUUUUCAUGCAUUUUUUGGGCUCAAUACACGUUUUGAUACUCUGCUUCUCAACCGUUUUUCUGCAUAUCGUCUGGAUUUUCGAUCUAUAUCAAAAACCGAUUUUGAUGCGAUUUGUCGAAAUCAUCUUCCGUCGAUUAUUGAUCGAGUAAUCUCGCUGAGAUUAUCAGACAACAAUUAUACCCCACAUCAAACUAAUCUUUUCUUCACUCAUGGUUUUCUUCUUCGUCAAUUUUCAUCUUUACGAUCAAUUUCUUUGUGUCAUCUUCGUUCUGAAAAGAUCCUAAAUAGCAUAGUUGUUGAACUAUGUCACCUUCCAUAUCUUAUUCAUCUCAACUUCAAUGCAUGCUUUAUUUCAUCCGAUCAAGAUAAUGCUGGACGUAUUGUUAAUCAUAUUUGGAAUCUACCAAAAUUAACGCAUUGCCAUUUAGGUAUCAAUUAUGCUUAUGAGGGAUACGUUCCUGCUCCUUCAGUUACCUCGGUAUCUCUCGAAUAUCUUACUGUUGAAUAUGCUGAUUGUAACCUGAAUGAAUUCGAUCAUCUGUUGCAAUACACACCUCGCCUUCGAUAUCUGUCAAUUAAACUUGAUGAUAGAACGAGUGAUUCAGAGCUCAUAUCUUCGAAUAUAGCAAUUACUAAAAUAAAUCUUUCACUGAAAAGCUCAAUAAAUCUAUUGCAGAACCUUUUUCAACAUCUACUCAAUUUAUGUCACUUGAAAAUCGAAACAUGGGAUAUAUCUAUUAGUGGAUCCCAAUGGGAACGAAUAAUUACUACAUAUUUACCAAAACUUAAAAUAUUUCAAUUAAAAAUGAGAAAUGAAGUUCGUGAUAAUGAACCACUAGAGAAUCAAAUAAAUGAAUUACUUGAUUCAUUUCGAACUCGAUUUUGGCUUGUUGAACAUAAAUGGUUUGUUCGAUGUUAUGGACAAUCACAAAAUGAUAUUAAUUACAGUUUUCUAUAUACUCUACCCUAUGCUUUCAAACAUUUUUAUGCUCAUAGUCCUUAUAUUUCAUUGAAAUCGACUGCUCCUAGUGAUAAUGAUUAUUGGGCAUAUGAUUGUGUGAAUUAUCUGAGUUAUGAGCCUCACCUGUUUGCAGACCUAGCUAUGUCUCAAAUUCAUUUUCCUAAUAUCCAUAAACUUUCUAUAUCGCUUCCGUUUGAUGAUCGAUUUUUAACAAUUAUCUCAAAAUUCGACCAUCUGCUAUCAAUGUAUGUGAAAGUUGAGGAUGAUAAUGAUAGUGUGAUACCACAGUUACAACUCUUACUCGAUCAAGCACCACGUCUACAUUCAUUAGUUUUUGGUCCCUGGAUGACAUCAUUUUCACAAGUACCACCAAUCGAAAAUACAAGUGCAUCGGUUUAUGAAUUGAAUUUGCAGGGAUAUGCCGAUCGUGAUCAUUUGCGUUGCUUCGACGCUCAUCAAUGUACUACGCUAAGUCGUUCACCACUAGGUGUUCAAUGUAAAAUGCUUCACAUUAAAGUCCUUAAUCGAACAAAUAUACUUUAUCUUGUAAAUACGAUGUCAAAUCUUCAAGCUUUGAAUGUUCACUGUGAAGAUGAUAAUUGGAACGAGGAAGAGGAUCUUUCGACAGAAGAUGAACUUCUAGAAUGGUUGAGACAGCAUUUACCAUCAACAUGCACAAUCACCAGAGAUACAUAUUACGUUCAUGAUAUUCUAUUGUGGAUUCGUUAA